GUUAGCAUGCAAGCUAAACACGUCUGCUCUGUGUUAUCCAUAUAUCACUAAGGUUAGCAUGCAAGCUAAACACGUCUGCUCUGUGUUAUCCAGAUAUCACUAAGGUUAGCAUGCAAGCUAAACACGUCUGCUCUGUGUUAGCAGAUAUCACUACGCAAGGUUAACAUGCAAGCCAGCUAGCCCCGGGCCAGCUCUCUUGUAAUAUAGGGCCGUGCCUGCACUCUUGUAAUACCACUGUGCACCAUGUGUGGUGCUGUACUACACGUAAAUACAAUGCAAGUCAUUGGAACAGUGCUGUCUCAAUUGUAAUGUAAAGAAUUUUACAAAUCUCCUUUAAGGUGGGUGUGGUGCGGAUGAGGUGGAGUUGAGUUGAUGUUGUAGUUGAGUUUGAACAUGGCCUUUAUGGGUCUCCCUCUCCCACAGUCACCAUGGACAUCAUCUCGACCUUGCUGGACGUGGCAGAGAAGCUGUACUCGCAGUGUCAGAAGGUGCAGGACAACAAGGACCAGUGCGGCCGCCUGGGCGGGUUUGUGUCCUCCCUGAAGGACGUCCUGCAGAGUUUGCAGGGGCAGGACCCCAGCCGCCGGCCUCCGGACCUAGACGCGCGUUUGGCCAAUCUCGGGACGUGCUUCGAGGACGCGGAGCAGCUGGUCGUCAAGUACGGCAGCACCAGUAGCCUGAGCAAGUUUUUCCAUGCCAAGGCCAUGGAUGAAGAGUUCCAGGGGGUGUUCAAGCGUCUCGAAGACCUGCGCCAGCUGCUCUCGUUGUCUCUGCAGGUGGAGCAGAGGGGCCAGGUGCAGUCCAUGCACAACGUCGUCAACAGGGCGGAGGACAAGAUCGACUUGCUCCACGAGAAAAUGGACAAACUAAUACAAAAUAAAGAGGUGAAAGCAGGACCUGAGACUCAGACCCCUGUGGCUUCCUCACUGGAUGCAGCGGCGGCGCUGGGUGCGGUCCGCAGCAGGUUCGUGGAGAAGGCGAGUCUGCCCCUGCUAAAGCAGCUGCUGGACGAGCUCCAGACGGCGCGCGUGCUAAACUCCGAGGAGGCGGAGUCUGUGCUGGAGGAGCAGUCGGCCCGAGCUGACCGCGCCCGCUGCCUCAUCGACACCGUGCGCAAGAAGGGCCGCCGCGCCAGCGAGACCAUGAUCACACGCCUGAGGGACAAGGACCCUGAACUGGCCCAGACCCUGGGGCUUGCCUGA
Alosa alosa (allis shad) is the source of this 1202-nucleotide messenger RNA. Its product is annotated as mixed lineage kinase domain-like protein. Gene Ontology annotation, biological process: cell surface receptor signaling pathway; regulation of apoptotic process; proteolysis. The transcript is spliced from 3 exons. The record is from RefSeq and is a predicted model, not a curated record. The coding region runs from base 429 to 1202 and encodes 257 amino acids. Gene Ontology annotation, molecular function: cysteine-type endopeptidase activity. Lineage: Eukaryota; Metazoa; Chordata; Actinopteri; Clupeiformes; Clupeidae.